CACACACACACACACGGUGAGGUCCAUGAUGACACGUGAACACACACACACAGUGACACACACUCGGCCCUCAGAAUGACACAGCUCUGAUCGGAGGGAGGUGAUCUCUGAAAUUGCUCAGUGAGCACCCCUAAUUUCCCUGAUUUACAUAUCGCUGUCAAUCACACCCAAUGGAAUCCAAUCAGAAAGCAAGCGGGGACGGACUGGCGGGGACACAGAAGGAGGCGGCGCUGCGGGCGCUCAUGCAGCGCACAGGAUACCAACUGCAGCAGGAGAAUGGCCAACGGCGGUAUGGCGGCCCACCACCCAGCUGGGACGGUCCGCCACCAGAGAGAGGCAGCGAGAUCUUUGUGGGGAAACUACCGAGAGAUCUGUUUGAAGACGAACUGGUUCCACUGUGUGAGAAGUUCGGUAAGAUCUAUGAGGUGAGGAUGAUGAUGGACUUUAACGGGAAUAACAGAGGUUACGCCUUCGUCACCUUCAGUACAAAACAGGAGGCCAAAGCAGCCAUGAAGCAGCUCAACAACUACGAGAUCAGAAAUGGCCGCCUCCUCGGAGUUUGUGCCAGUGUUGACAACUGCCGUCUGUUUGUGGGUGGGAUUCCAAAAACUAAGAAGCGUGAGGAGAUCCUGUCUGAGAUGAAGAAGGUCACUGACGGGGUUGUGGACGUCAUUGUGUACCCGAGCGCUGCCGACAAAUCCAAGAACCGAGGUUUCGCCUUUGUGGAAUAUGAGAGCCACCGAGCGGCUGCCAUGGCCCGUCGCAAACUGCUGCCAGGCCGUAUCCAGCUAUGGGGUCACACCAUCGCGGUGGACUGGGCAGAGCCUGAGGUGGAGGUGGACGAAGAUACCAUGGCAACCGUCAAAAUAUUGUAUGUCAGGAACCUGAUGCUGCAGACCACCGAGGAGACCAUUGAGAAGGAAUUUAACAGCCUCAGACCAGGUGCAGUGGAGCGAGUGAAGAAGAUCAGAGACUACGCUUUUGUCCAUUUCAGUCAGAGAGAAGACGCCAUCAACGCCAUGAAAGCCCUCAACGGAAAGGUGGUGGACGGCUCUCCUAUCGAGGUGACUCUGGCCAAGCCGGUGGACAAGGACAGUUAUGUCCGUUACACCAGAGGGACCGGAGGACGGGGAGGAUCUCUGCUGCAGACCGACUACGCUGCCUACACUCUGGGACAGGUGUAUGACCCCUCAGCGGCGUACCUUGGCCCACCCGUGUUUUAUGCCCCCCAGGCCUACGCUGCUAUACCAGGUCAGUUCCGCUUCCCGGCGGCUAAAGCUCACGUUGGAGGUCGAGGUCUGAUCAGGACGCCGUCUGUGAGAGAAAUUUACAUGACUGUACCUGUAGGGGCUGCCGGGGUGCGGGGGCUGGGCGGGCGGGGAUACCUGGCCUACUCCGCCGGGGUUGGAGCCGUGGGUGGAGCUGGCGCUGCUGCCGGCGGAGCCUCUUAUGGCCUGAAGGCGGACAAGCAGGCAGAGGAGAAGCUGUACGACCUGCUACCAGGAAUGGAGCUGACCCCCAUGAACCCUGCUGCCAUGAGCCUGAAGGCCGCCGCCAUCAAACCUGCAACACAGGUUCUAGAGGAGCUGUGUCAGAAGAAUAACUGGGGUCAGCCCGUCUAUCAGCUCCACACUGCCAUCGGUCCUGACCAGAGACAGCUCUUUCUCUCCAAGAUCACUAUACCAGCUCUGGCUACACAGUACCCCAACGUCCAUCCCUUCACACCUUCUAAGCUGUGUGCGGCUGUAGAAGAAGCUAAAGUCCACGCAGCCGAACACACCUUGCAGACGCUCGGUCUACAGACAGAGGGCGCUGCCGACGCCGGCUGUGCCACUGCUGCCGCUGUGGCCUCGGUAGCCUUCCCAGGUUACACUCUGGCAAGCCCGGCGUCGUCUGCAGUCGCCUCCCAGCUGAAGCAGGCUGUAUCUCUGGGUCAGGACCUGACUGCCUACACAACCUAUGAGGGAUACCCCGCCUUCGCUGUGGCGACGCGCCACACCGACGGAUACGGCGUUUUCUAAGAGACCGUUUUCCAACAGAGAAAAACACUUGCAGCUAAAGACGCAUUCACACUAAACAGCUUUUUUCUCAAACUGCCAUUUAAAAUCUGUUUAAAGUUUGUGAAGGUUAAAAACAGCGGGAACGAAUGGACUCCUGAACGUUCGUCACUUUAAACAGGAAACAAAACAGAAGUUAUUUCUACAAAAAGCAAAAUAGUGUGGAUGCACCUUUACGCUGGGGCUUCUACAGGAAGACAAAAAGAUAUGUUUUUAAAACCGCUGCUGGAAAAUGUUUCUGACUCGCCGGUCGCCCUGAAACAAAUUCCUCACUCAUCACAUCUUGUUUCUUUCUUCAAAAUAUUCUUCUCUGAAUUAGGUAUAUAUCUGCGAUUAUCAUGUGAUUGAUGAAGUAGCUUGCAGACGGCCUGUGAUUGGCUCUAAGUUUGAAUUAAUGUUUUCAUCAGUUAAUAUUUUUAUUUUCUUUUUAGUUUGUUUGCAUGUUUCUAGUAGCAUGUUGACAAUAUUCAAUAAUUAGAUAAAUAGAUUUUGUUAUUUUAUCCUUUCUUGUAAACCCGUGCUUUUAUGUUUAAGAUACCUGGGAUUUGUAGUUCUUUUGAAUGUCUUUCAACUGCAAAAUGUAGUUUUGCACUGUUGUCUACUUUCGACCAUUUCGGCGGUUUUCCUGGCGUCUGUAAAAUGUUUAAGAUAGAACUGAAAUUUGGGAUUUUAAAAUGGAAAGCCUGUUUUUACUCAUGACAUUCUGGACUUUGUAGUUCUACAAACUGUGAAUAUGUAGUUUUUUGUUAGCGUACAUCUGAGAGGAAUCCAAAUGAACUUUGUGUGGUGAGCUUUCUCUCCCUCAUCAUUAACACACUGCCUUGAGGAAAUGUCUUUAGUUUUUCUGCCGUCAUGUUUGAGGUGCUUUAAACAGCUUGUUGUCUCAGUCAGCUGUUAAAAGCUUUAUUACGGCCGAUAAUACGGCUGCUCGACAACACUGAUGAAACUUAAGCCGCGUAUUUUAACAAACAGGAACAGAAACAACCUGAUCUCCAAGAAAUACAUAAUGACCACGACCUCUUAAGUUGGCUUUACGUUGUAAUGGGGGGACAUAAUGUGUCAAACGAUCCAAAAUCCAGACCAAGUACUCUACCUUGGGCUAACAUGCCUCCAAAGCGUUCACUAACGGUCCGGGCUGGGUGUUCCCAGAGGGGCACCUGGUGUUUUCACCUGGGAAAAAAUUCUUCGGUGAUUACAGGGCCAAAUUGACUUUCCAUUGGCAUUGUUUCUGUGGUGGUAGCACGUAAAUGUAACAUAUUAUAACUGUGGUGUGAAGAAGUCAUGGUCAUUUCACAUAUCAGUGUCAGGUCUUCACUGCCAUGUGGGGAGUUUUCUCUUUUUAUUGAUAUUUCUUUUCCAUGUUUCAGUAUUUUCAUGUUCACAUGGUGUGUUGUUUCUUCAGCUUCUAUUAAAAAAAGAAAGAGAAAGAAAUGAGCUAGCUGCGAUCCUAUAACUCCCCUCAUCUCCAGAUGUUUUAAACCUCUCACCAAACAAGAACAUCAAAGCCCAGAUUAGUUUACGAAUUCUCUCUUUCUUCAACAUCUGCUCAUGGCAAGAGAUCAUAGUUAUAAAUUAUAGUAAGGGGUUUGGUAACUAAAACACUAAAUUAGGAAAAAGCUUACGUUCAUAUGUCUCUAUGGUUAUUACAAAUAAGACAUUAUGGAUUUGACAAAAGUAGUCUGAACAAAACAAAAUUAAAAUUAGUUUCCUUGAUAAAACCGUCUUCUGUUUACAGUCUGAAAAAGGAAAAGUUGUAGUUUUUUUAACUUAUGAUUUAAAAGUAAAGUAAAAAUGAAGAUAUUGGAUCUUGCUCCUAAACUGCGCCUCCAACUGGUGACUGUGAGUACGAGCUGCAGUUAAGACAACUCAACAUCAUCUUUUUUUUCCCCGAAUAAUUACAAAUGCAGACUUAAAAGCAGCAGGCGACACAUCCUUCAGUCCAACUCGAUAACUGUUUCUUCUGUUUGUUUCUGGAGAGUUUUACGACAUCCGAGCUGUGAACACGCCGAAGCAGAGACAGUAUUAAAGUGUGUGAAGCACUUAGAACUUAUUUUUAUACCAGGAAAAAGAAUUAAUAUCCAGACGCUGUUUGUAUAGAGUUAUUGUGCGUUCUCUAAUUGACCUGGAAACCAGAAACAUGUUAAACUGAAUCAAUACGAAUCUGUGAUGAGCAGAGAGAAUUGUGGGUAUUCUGGAGGGGUUUAGUACCGUGACAGGAAACUGCUUUGAUGAAUUAUGAUGUUUCAUGAUCCGUAAUCUUCCCAAAAUAAACAAGCUAACAUAGAUCUGAAGAA
Molecule: messenger RNA, 4351 nt
Organism: Epinephelus lanceolatus (giant grouper)
Lineage: Eukaryota; Metazoa; Chordata; Actinopteri; Perciformes; Serranidae
Gene: a1cf
Product: apobec1 complementation factor
Molecular function (GO): RNA binding
Source: RefSeq, a predicted model, not a curated record